GAGGUCGGCGUGACCGGUAAAUACGGUACCAGAUAUGGUGCCUCCCUCCGUAAGCAGGUGAAGAAGAUGGAAAUCACCCAGCACGCCCGGUACACCUGCACCUUCUGCGGAAAGGUCACCGUCAAGCGCCAGGCUGUCGGUAUCUGGGACUGCAAGUCUUGCAAGAAGACUGUUGCUGGUGGUGCCUGGACCGUCUCAACCCCCGCCGCCGCUGCUUCCCGCUCCACCAUCCGUCGUCUGAGGGAGAUUGCUGAGGUUUAA
Messenger RNA from Xylona heveae TC161, 261 nucleotides. RefSeq names its product 60S ribosomal protein L37a. Gene Ontology annotation, cellular component: ribosome. The transcript is spliced from 3 exons. NCBI's taxonomy places the organism in Eukaryota, Fungi, Ascomycota, Xylonomycetes, Xylonales, Xylonaceae. The record is from RefSeq and is a predicted model, not a curated record. The annotation marks the transcript as partial. Gene Ontology annotation, biological process: translation. Gene Ontology annotation, molecular function: structural constituent of ribosome.